Molecule: messenger RNA, 366 nt
Organism: Rangifer tarandus platyrhynchus (Svalbard reindeer)
Lineage: Eukaryota; Metazoa; Chordata; Mammalia; Artiodactyla; Cervidae
Source: the annotation of a GenBank genome assembly
AUGCUGAUGUUCUUCCCGAGCAUCGUCUUUGGCCUUUUCUGUCCUGUACGAGGUACAGCCCGUGGGGGGUCUCCAUUUCGGGGUGGAAUCAAGCAGUCGUCGUGUCAAGACUUCUCCUGCGAACGAGGAAAACCCACGGAACAGCUCCUGGCGUCGGAGCGCUGUCGCCGCUCUGAGAACCCGAGGGCGCGCUCUGAGGGGAGCGGCGCGACCCCGCUGGGCCUCUUGCCGGUUCCGGGCGCGCGGGAGGAGGCCGGGCUCGCGCUCUUCUGCGAGGCGGGGAGCGAAGCCCCGGCGAGCCUCAGGCUGCGGGCUGAACACGACCCGGGGCCUCGGGCCGGUGGCUCACUGGCUCACAAGCUCUGA